Molecule: messenger RNA, 1520 nt
Organism: Vigna radiata var. radiata (mung bean)
Lineage: Eukaryota; Viridiplantae; Streptophyta; Magnoliopsida; Fabales; Fabaceae
Product: protein REVEILLE 1-like
Exons: 5
Coding region: 648-1064 (138 amino acids)
Source: RefSeq, a predicted model, not a curated record
AAAAACGGAUGUGAACAUCCGUUCAUCGACAUCAACGCAUUCUCUGUUAGUUUUCUUCGGCCACCUAAUUAAGAAACCUUCUAUUAUAGCUUUUUCCACGGAGGGUUUUGUUGAUUUUAGAACUGUGGACCAUUUCUUAGUUAAUUACAUCUGAGUCACUGUUGUUGCUAACUCACGAGGUGGAUUCAGUUUGAAUGACCGAGUUUCUGCAGUGUAUGAUCACGGGAUCUUAGAAGGGUUUCUUCGAUUCUGAGCUGAAACUGUAGUGUCGGAUAAAACAAAGAGACGAAACAGUGUUUUUGUUUGGUGCCGAGAGAAGUCCAAUUGUUGGUUCCAGAGUUGUCGAGGGAGAAGUGUGGACUUUGGUGAUUUGUUUGCUUUUGUGUUACAUGCUGUUAAGAAAGUUUUCAAUAAAGAUAAGUUUUACUGUUUUGUGUUCUGUGAGCCAACCGUGUAGGAAGGAGAAGAUAUUCAACACAUGGCGAUACAAGGCAAAAGUGCAUUUACUAGAUCAAGGGUGUGCAUUCUGUUGCAGAUAUUAUUCCACUACAUGAUCAGUUUUCUUUUGGAAAUGACUAUGCCUUGAAGGUAAAAAAACCGUAUAGAAAUGAAGAACACAAGAAGUUCCUUGAAGCCUUAAAGCUAUAAUGGCAGGGCCUGGCGAAGGAUUGAAGAACAUGUUGGCACAAAGACUGCUGUUCAGAUUCGAAGUCAUGCUCAAAUGUUUUUUUUCUAAGAUUGUUAGAGAGUCUAGUGGGAACAGCACAGCCUUGGAGGAAUCAAUUGAAAUUCCACCUCCACGCCCAAAAAGGAAGCCAAAUCAUCCUUACCCUCUUAAACUGAUUGAGAUUCCAAAGAAAGAGAUUUCCAAUUCAGAACAUCCUCUGAGGUCUAAUUCUCUCAAGUCAUCAGAUUUUGGUCAAGAAAACAAUUCUCUUAAGUCAGUGUUAUCUACUGUUGUUUCCGAAAACCUUGGUUCCUCCGAUUCAAUUCAGAGACACCCACUGGAAGUUUGUCACGAGUCUCAUCCAUUAGUGGUGUCCUCGCAAACAGAUUUCCACUAGCUCAACCCAAAACAUCAUUUAAGGAAGAAGAGGAUGGUAUGGAGAAGAGAUUGAAGUUCAAGCUUUCUAAAGCUGCUUCUAUGGCUCUCCGAGGCCAUGACAUACAAAAUGAUUUUCCAGUAGUACUUUUGAAGACCAUGUUAUGAGGACUUUAAGUUUCUCAAUUAUUUAUUCUGGUUCAACGGAUGUCGAUGAAGGGAUGUUGACAUCCAUUUUUAAGAAUCUGACGCAUUGUUCAUAUCUGUGAAGGGUAAAAGAGAAAUAAAAACGUGGAGGAUGGUGGAGGGGGUAACAGCCAAAUAAAUAAAAUUAAAAAAUAUAAAAAGUUAAUUUUGUAAUUAAAAAAAAUUAUAAAAAACUGGAAAGGUGGAGGAAGCAUAGGUGUGGAGGUGAAGGGAACAACACCCUAGUUAGAAUUGUACUACUAAAUUUGGGACGUUGCUCCCUACACUUCUC